UCAUCAUCAUCAUCACCAUCUUGUCCAUUUUCUCAACAACAACAACAACAAAUUACAACCAACAACAACAACAACAAUUCACCAUUGUCAACUAUUUAUAAUCCAUGUUUAAAUGAUUUUUUAACAAAUCAUCAACAACAACAACAAUCAUCGACAACAACAACAACAACUAUUGGUAAUAAUUUAUCGGGUACAGCAACAACAACAACGACUAUGAAUAAUGGACAUUAUCAUCAUUAUAAUAAUAAUAAUAAUAAUUGUGGUGGUCAUCAUCCGCAUCCACAUCCGCAUCAAUAUCAUCAACAUCCAUUCAAUAUUGACCAACAACAUCCACAUCAUCAUCAUCAUUUGAAUUUUGAUCAUCAUCAUAAUCAUCAUCAUAAUACAAAUGGUGGUGGAUCGAUUCCGAUUAAUCAAUUUCUUUCACCAUUUGAUGGUGAUCAUCUUCAACAACAACAACAUCAACAUCAGCAUACAUCACCUUCUUCGUCUUCAUCUUCAUCUGCAGCGGCAAAUUUUUCCACUAAUAACACUGAUUUGACAUUUGGCGUCAACAACAACAACGCAAAUAUUCAUGUAAAAGCUGAACAUUCUGGAGCUACAUUUCAAUCAACUACGUCAGCAGCUGAUUUAUUCCUAUCAUCAUCAAAUGAUCCAUCAAAUAUUUCAUCAACCGAUCCAUAUCAUUGGUUAUUUAAUGAUAUUACAACAAAUCCAUUAAGUUUAGCGUUUGGUAAUGAUUUGAGUCCAUUUAUACGAUCAACAUCGGCAUCGUCAUCGGCAUCAUCUUCAACCGUAAAAGAACCUCAACCACCACAAACACCAACGACAACAACAACAACAACAAAUUUCCAGUUUCAAUCGAUAUCGAUUUCAUCGUCAUCAAAUAGUAGCACCACUAGUAAUUCGACUGCAAAUAUUCCGUCAAAAUAUUCAUUAUUACAACCUCGAUAAUUAUAAUUAUAGAAAAUUUGUAAAUAUAGAAAAAAUUUUU
Dermatophagoides pteronyssinus (European house dust mite) is the source of this 994-nucleotide messenger RNA. It is a transcript of the gene Su(var)2-10, whose product is annotated as E3 SUMO-protein ligase Su(var)2-10. Lineage: Eukaryota; Metazoa; Arthropoda; Arachnida; Sarcoptiformes; Pyroglyphidae. Gene Ontology annotation, molecular function: transcription coregulator activity; zinc ion binding; SUMO ligase activity. Gene Ontology annotation, biological process: protein sumoylation; regulation of transcription by RNA polymerase II. Gene Ontology annotation, cellular component: chromatin. The record is from RefSeq and is a predicted model, not a curated record.